This is a messenger RNA of Ictalurus punctatus (channel catfish), 1741 nucleotides long. RefSeq lists its product as uncharacterized. The transcript has 6 exons. Lineage: Eukaryota; Metazoa; Chordata; Actinopteri; Siluriformes; Ictaluridae. The record is from RefSeq and is a predicted model, not a curated record. Bases 199 to 900 code for a protein of 233 amino acids. Gene Ontology annotation, biological process: response to bacterium.
AGAAGAAGAAGAGGAAGAAGAAGAAGGUUAUGAAGCAGAACAGUAUGCUGGCUUUGUCAAGCCAACGUAAUAAACUGCUGUAGCCUGUACACCUCUCACACCUCCUGCACACAGAAAAACCAUCAUUUAAUUCUCCAGAUAGCCAUUUCCUCUUUGUCUCUCGCCUGACACAGAACAUCAAAGGCCUGGUCCGCAAGCAUGCUUUUCUUUCUCUGUGUGAUGGGUUUGCUGUCUGAGACUCUGUGCUCUUCAGCUUUAGAAGCAGAACCUGGAGAUAAUGUCACUAUUUGGUGCGAGCAUGAGAUGGAUUAUCCAGGUUACAUCUUCUGGUUCUACCAAUACCUCAAUACUGCUUCAUUAAGUACCACUUCAGUACCACGUCUUGUUGGGUGCAAGCAUUUUAAAACCUCAGGCUCGCCACAAAACUGUUAUUUCUAUGAUGACCCUGAGCGCAUGGUGAUUUCUGUUUAUGGCAAGAGGACGUCUCUCACCAUCACUGCAGUAAACGUCUCUGAUACAGGACUGUAUUACUGCAGCUCCAUGCAACUGAACCAAAUUUCAUUUAGCAACUCAAGCUACUUGAAGGUCAACGGUGGAAAUGAAACACUUCCCAAGAACUCGCAGGACAAAGCACAAGAUCCAGACUCUUCUGCUGUGUUCUUCAUGCUGAAUGUGGUGUUUGGUGCCAUGAUCGUGAUUCUUUUCGGUGUCCUGAUCUUCAUCAUACUGACGAACAGAAAAACACAUAGAGUUGAUAAUGCUGAGGCACAUCAGGAGCAUGACUCUGUGAAUUACGGACCUGUACAGCUCUGUAAGAAAACUAAGAGGACAAGGGGGCGUGGUGAAAUAAAGGAACUGUGUGAUGUUUAUUCAUAUGUUGUAUAUCAGCAAUUGGCAUAGCAAUGUCGGGAUAGCAUGCUCAUGUAGCAUCAGAGGGGUAACUAUACACUCUGGUCACAGUUUGAGUCACGAUACUGGCUUCAUGAUUUACGAUUCGAUUCUCUGAAUGUUUUGAACAAAAAUUGAAUGAAGAAAAUUUAUGACUGAAAAUAAUUAAUAAAUAUUGAUAAGUUAGCUGUAAACAGUAAAUUAUAUAGACUCCUAUUUCUAAACCAUAAACAAUGCAAAACUAUGUACAUUUUAUUGUCUAUUAAAGUAAAUAAAUAACAAAUUACUAUGAUCAGAGGAAUUAGAGCUCCAAAGUCGGCUAAAAUGCCCUGUAGGACUCAUGCAGUCUCAUAUUUUGGCUCCAUAAAUUGCAGCAGCGUGGGACUGGUGUCGUUUGAAAGCUACCGAAGAGCUCAUUUUAACUGUUAUAACAUGGUUGUGUCACCGUAUAAUCUAUAAUGUGCGUCAGUCUUUAUGUUCCAGAGCUCUCUGCACACUCAUCAUUUUUGUCCCAUUCUGUGUAAACUCUAGAGACUGUCUGCAGUCACAGUUUUUCCCCAUUCUGAUGUUUGAUCGGAACAUCAACUGAAGCUCUUGACCUGUAUCUGCAUGAUUAUAAUGCUUUGUGCCCCUGCCACAUGACUGGCUGAUUGGAUAACUGCAGACAUGUUCACAAGUCCCUGAAGUCCACGUCAAGUCUCUAGUUCUUUAUUGUAAUUAACAGUGUAUGAGGAUAAAACAGUUCAGAAAUAUUAAAACCGAUUACUUCUAGACUAUGUCUUGUUCAUUUAUUCAAAAUUGUCUAAUAAAGCACACAAGCUUUUACUUAAAUCAUUAAUUUAAUUUGUAUACA